This is a messenger RNA of Vespula vulgaris, 9159 nucleotides long. It is a transcript of the gene Utx, whose product is annotated as histone demethylase UTY. NCBI's taxonomy places the organism in Eukaryota, Metazoa, Arthropoda, Insecta, Hymenoptera, Vespidae. The transcript has 14 exons. Gene Ontology annotation, cellular component: MLL3/4 complex. The record is from RefSeq and is a predicted model, not a curated record. Gene Ontology annotation, molecular function: RNA polymerase II cis-regulatory region sequence-specific DNA binding; chromatin DNA binding; protein binding. Bases 323 to 4399 code for a protein of 1358 amino acids. Gene Ontology annotation, biological process: regulation of gene expression.
AAACGAUCCCGUGUUAAGACAGUCUUACGUCGCGAGAUUCGUCGUUCUGGUGUAACCUGCUUGGCGCGUUGCAAAGAAACGAAAAGAAAAGAAAAGAAGAGAAAAGAAAGGAAGAGAAAAGAAGAAGAAGAAGAAGAAGAAUAAGUUCUCUUCGAAGGAGAAAGAGAAAAUGAAAUUUGUUUUGGUAAAAUAGUUGGCAAACGAUAAGAUCGUUCCGAACGUCGAUCGUUCGGCUUGGAUUGCCAUUAAAAAAUGUCUUCGAACGAUCUUCUUUAACGCGCGCGCGGUGUUUUCGUUUAUAUUUACCAAGUGUAUAAGAAAAAUGGCUCAAGAGACCGACGACAUCAACUUGACUCCUCAAGAAUUACAGAUAUUAUCCGAAUUAGACAGUCGACAAUUUGGAUUUCUUAAACUGAACGCACCCGAGCAGACAAAGAGAAAGGCUUUGGUAGUGCGUGCAAUUAAGUACUUAGAAAGAAUGCUGGUCCAAGCGCAGUCUGAAAAACAACGUAGAAAAGCAGAUAGUACUAAAUUAAAUUCAGAGGAGUCAAAGGACGACGAAGAAGACAACGGGAUUAGCAUUGAUCCAAAGACUUAUUGUAAAUUAGGUCAUUUUCAUUUGCUAUUGGAAGAUUACACUAAAGCCAUGUCGGCGUAUCAAAAAUUCUAUUCGUUAAAAGGUGACUACUGGAAGGAUGCUUCGUUUCUCUAUGGACAAGGACUCGUUUAUUUUCAUUUUAAUGCCUUUCAGUGGGCCGUGAAAGCCUUCCAACAGGUGCUAUGGGUAGAACCAAGUUUUCCACGAGCCUGCGAGGUUCACCUAAGGCUUGGCUUGAUGUUGAAGGUCCACGCUGACUUCGAUGCAGCUUUGAAGCACCUGACGUUAGCUUUGAUCGAUGCAACCACACCUGCUUCCUUCUCCAAACUCGAAAUCAAAUUUCAUAUCGCUCACCUGUACGAAGUUCAAGGAAAAUAUCGUCUAGCAAAAGAGCAUUACGAAGCUUUACUUAAGGAAAAAGCUUUGCCGUCGCAUUUAAAGGCUGACAUUUGUCGUCAGUUAGGAUGGAUGUACCAUGUUGUUGAUUGUUCCGUAUUAGGAGUAACUAGACAACAGAAGCAAGCUAUAGCUAUUCACUGCUUACAAAAAUCUAUUGAAGCCGAGCCUAAAAGUGGACAGAGUCUGUAUCUUCUUGGACGGUGUCUUGCUGCUUCUGGAAAAGUUCAUGAUGCUUUCAUCGCUUAUAGUAAUCUUCUAUACCUUUGUAGAAAUUCCGUGGAAAAAUCAGAAGGAAACGCUGAUACCUGGUGCAGUAUAGGUGUUCUAUACCAGCAACAGAAUCAGCCUAUGGAUGCACUCCAAGCUUACAUAUGUGCUGUACAAUUGGAUAAAUCGCAUUCAGCUGCCUGGACGAAUUUGGGCAUUUUAUACGAGAGCGUUAGUCAACCAAAAGACGCAUUAGCUUGUUACGUCAACGCAUCUAGGGGAAACAACAACACUCCUAAUUGUACGGGCCCAUUGGUAGGCCUGGGCGGUGCUAAGUCUGGUGGUAAUACUCCGAUGAACCCAUCUUUACAACAGCGAAUAAACUUUUUACAAAGUCAUCUAAGUCAAGCACCAAUGCCCUCUGUUGCUGCCAAGAGGCGGCAAUUGCCGUCAAUAGAAGAAGCUUGGAAUUUACCAAUAAGCGCAGAAAUGUCUAGUAGGCAACAGCAACAACAACAACCCCCUGGUGGGCCUGGAUACAAAUAUGGUGCAGCACCAUCUGGACCACCACCACCUUAUCCUCAAACUCAAGGACAAGGUUUAAAUGCAAAAAGAUUUAAGCCUGGAGAUGAUUCGAUAUCACCUCCGUCUCCACAAAGGCCUCCACCAUUUUAUUUAUCUCCACAACAAUUACAAAUGUUGCAAUUUUUGCAACAAAAUCAAAGUAGUUUAACGCCACAGCAGCAGGGUUUACUUGCACAACUUCAGCAUCAGUAUAGAGCGAUGCAGCAACAUCAACAACAGAUUAGAUUGCAGCAACAACAAGCUGCUCAGAGAGGCCUUAGGCCAGGACAACCAGGUUAUCCUACUGCUUACUCUCAUGGACAGCCAUCGGGGCAACCUGGUGUUAUAAAGAAUUAUGGUAUCCCUCAGCAACCGUUGCAGCAAGGAGGAACUGUGGCUUUACAAACGGGAUUUUCCGACUCAAACGUAGGCUACAAUACCGUUGCAACGGGUAACACACAAACCCCUGGGAUGCCUUAUAAAUCUGCUUCUGAUCCUAAUUACCCUCAAAGACAAUUGACUCAGAGUGGUCAAUUCAAUCAGUAUCAGUCGAACCAAUAUACUGCACAAGGCUAUGCUCAGAUCUCUUCUACGACAAGUAGUUAUCCUGAAGGUUCAGCAGGAAACAAGGACUUAGGUGUCACGGAUCAAGAAUUGCAAGCUUUGCUGUCUCAGAAAGACAUUGCGACGUCAUUGGCAGAAGACUUGUUAAAACAUUUUGGAUCAGAGGACUUGGACGUUAAAGAAGAACCACCUGGUAUUAUGAACAAUGGUACUUUGAGUUCCGGUCCAUUUUCUCCAUCCAAUAUGGAAGAGAACGCUGAUAAGAUAAAGGAAGUUAAACUGGAAAAGAUGGAUGAAGUUCAACCAUCGUCUACCUCCAAUAUAGAAAUGUUCGAUAAAAACGAGUCUAAAUCAUCGAUUCCAGUGGUCGAAACUAUAAAAUGCGAGGCGACGUCUAGUACAAAUAAAACUGAAUCUAUAACACGAACAGAACCUGUUCUGAAAUUAGAGAGUUUGUGCGAGUCGCAGCCAGAGCAAGAAUUAAGUAUAGAGAUGGACUCGAAAACUAUUAUCGAGGCGUGUAAGGGCCAAGGAUUAAAAGGAGUUCCAAAUUGUUCGAUUCUUAGUGACCGUUCACCUCCACCGGCACCUCCAGAUCCUCCUAGUCAAAGAUUGACCAAGGAACAACUCUUACCACCUACGCCUAGUGUCUAUUUAGAGAAUAAGAAGGAUGCAUUCAGUCCACAAUUACAAGAAUUUUGUCUGAAACAUCCUAUAGCUGUAAUCCGUGGUUUAGCGGCCGCCCUUAAAUUAGACUUAGGUCUUUUUUCAACUAAAACAUUAGUAGAAGCCAAUCCCGAUCAUGGUAUCGAAGUUAGAACACAAGUCCAACAGACGAGCGAUGAGAAUUGGGAUCCAGUAGUCGGUAGAAAAGUUUGGGGUUGUAUUAGUCAUAGAAGUCAUACAACUAUAGCUAAAUAUGCUCAAUACCAAGCUUCGAGUUUUCAAGAAAGUUUGAAGGAAGAACGUGAAAAGUCUCAGGGCAUACAUACAUCGAACUUAUCGGAUUCAGAUUCGAAAGAUAGUACAGGCGCAGUUAGGCGAAAGAAAAAUGCAUUUGGACUUGCUGGUCGUCCAGGUUCAAAAAUGUUACGUUUUGGGACCAAUGUCGACUUGUCCGACGAGAGAAAGUGGAAAACCCAGUUACAAGAACUUAUGAAGUUACCUGCUUUCGCAAGAGUUGUAUCGGCUGGCAACAUGCUCAGUCAUGUUGGUCAUGUUAUAUUGGGAAUGAAUACCGUGCAAUUAUAUAUGAAGGUGCCUGGAAGUAGGACACCUGGUCAUCAAGAAAAUAAUAAUUUCUGUUCAAUCAAUAUUAAUAUCGGACCAGGUGACUGUGAAUGGUUUGCAGUACCUGAUGCUUAUUGGGGUGUCAUUUGUGCCCUAUGCGAACGUAAUAAUAUCAAUUACCUUCAUGGUAGUUGGUGGCCUUCGUUAGAAGAUUUAUAUGAAGAAAACAUUCCUGUCUAUAGGUUUUUGCAAAGACCAGGAGAUCUUGUUUGGGUCAACGCUGGUUGUGUACAUUGGGUGCAAGCAGUAGGUUGGUGUAAUAAUAUUGCGUGGAAUGUAGGACCUUUAACUGCUCGUCAAUACCAGCUUGCUAUAGAACGUUAUGAAUGGAACAAAUUGCAAUCCUUCAAAUCCAUAGUGCCAAUGGUUCAUCUAUCUUGGAACUUAGCUAGGAAUAUCAAAGUGUCGGAUCCAAGGCUAUUCGAAUUGAUUAAAAAUUGUCUUUUAAGGACGAUGAGACAGUGUUGUUUAAUAUUAGAAUUCGUAAAGAGCAAAGGUGUAGAAGUUCGAUUUCAUGGACGUGGAAAGAACGAAGCGUCGCAUUAUUGUGGACAAUGCGAGAUCGAAGUUUUUAAUAUCCUAUUUAUACGCGAACAAGAGAAACGUCAUGUCGUGCAUUGUAUGGAUUGCGCACGGAAACAAGCACCAUCGUUGGAAGGAUUUGUUUGUUUAGAAGAAUACAGAAUGCGAGAUUUGAUGGAUGUUUAUGAUGGAUUUACUUUGCACACCUCAUUAAACGCUCCUUCGUUAUCAGGACAAACCAGCCAAUCCUCCUGAGGUUACAUGCAACACAGAUAUUUGGACUUCUUGGGCACUUUACAGUGACUUAGAUAGUACAAUUUCUGUGUAUAAAAUAUAUAUAUAUAUAUAUAAAUAUAAAUAUAUAUAUAUAAAUAAUUAAUCUAAUUAAUAAUAAAUCUGUUAGUAAUCACGACGUACCUGAGAGCUAAAAAAAAAGUAAAGAUAACGACGACGAUGAUGAUAUAUGUGUAUAUAUAUGUUAUAUAUAUACACAUACAUACACCAUGAGAAAAAAUGAAAGAUAAUCUUUGUCACAGAUAACUCCAAUAGUUAUCUUUUUAAUCUUUCUUUAGAGUACCAUUUAUAUAAUAGUAAUAAUAAUAAUAAUAAUAUUAAUAAUUAAUAAUAAUAAUAAUAAUUAAUAAUUAAUAAUUAGUUCGAUUGUUUGAAAUUUUCAAGAAUUUCGUACUUUCUAAUUCUAUUUCUCCGAGCUCUCGGGUAUGGUUCUAUUGUUGAAUUCGAGAGAAGACUGUUUUCAAUUGUAAAUUAGUCGAAUGAGAGGAAAACGAUAAGUGUAUGUAAAGAAUGAAGAAGACAAAGAAGGAGAGAAAAGGAUCGAUAACGAAGGAGCGUGCGCUUGUAUAUUAGUUACCAAAUUCGAUUAAACAUUAUUAAGAUUAAUCCGAAUUUAGAAUUAAUAAUGUUUAGUAAAAAUCUAACAAAGAAAAAAAAGAAGAGAAAGAAAAAGAUCUUGCAUUCUUUUGAACUGUUUAUUAUAUAUAGUUAAAAGAUUAAGUGAUAAGUGAUUUUUUCUCUUCGAUCUUGUAAUUAAUUUUUUUUUUUAAAUCUCUCUCAUUUUACUUCUCAUAAUUAAGUCAAACGAAUGAGUUAAAAAAUUUGAUCAGAAAAAAAAAAUAAUACUAAAUUUUGCGAGAACAUUUCACUGCCAUGGAUUACGUUGGAGAACAAUGUUCUCAUUUAUUAUUAUAGUUCAAAUUCAUGAACUAUUAUUAAGUAUCGUUAACUACUUUUAAAUUGAUUAGAAUAUCUAAUGAAUGAUAAAUAAAAGUAAUUUAAAUAAAAGGAAGAAAAGGGAAAGAGAGAAAGAGGAAAGAUAAACGACAACAACUGUUUGAGAAACGUGUGUCGAAAAGAGAGAUUAUUAUAUUAUUAUUAUCAUUAAAUUGAUUUUUAUGAAAUCAUUCUUGUAUAAAAGUGGCGGCAUAUGACAAUGCUAAAGUUCUAAUCUCUACUGCCUAGAAUGUAUAAUAGCUAAUAUUAUUUUCUACGUCCAAACAUAACGAUGAGAUCAAAAAAUUAAUAGGAGGUACAAGGAGAAUUGGUUGUACUAUUCGAAAAAAAGAAGAAAAAAAAAGAACAUCUUUUCUAAACAUCAGAAAAUGAUUAGGAUGGCCUUCAGAAAAAUAAAAUAGGACGAUUAAAAUGUUCCAAAGAGUGAUCCAUAUAAAGUGUUACAAACCAUUUUUGUUUUAAUUUAUAAAAACUAUUCGACUUAAAAGAAGAAACUAUUAUUCAAUAGAAAUGUUCAUUAAAUUUCUAUAAUCUUGUAAUUAAUUAAAAUAGAAUGAUGUAAUUAAAAUUGUUUAAUAUGUUAUUUACUAAAAAUAUUUUCUAACGUUUUAUUUGGAUCGUUCUUCAAUUGAAAACUAUUAGUAUGAUUACGAAUUAGAAAAAUAUUAUACGAGAGUGGCAUUGUAUAAAUAGAAAGACUAUUCAUUUGUACAGUUUAUUCUAACGUCUAACGAUAAUCUAAUUGCAAAGGAGGAGAGAAUUAAUAUAGAAAAUACGUACCUUCUUCACAGUCUCGUCAAUUCACUGCGGCGUUUUCUUUUUUUAAAUUGAACGCUUUGAACAUACAUACGUGCCAGAAAUGAAUAAAUAAAAAAAGUAAAAGAAAAAAAAGAGAUGAAUAAGCAAAGAAAUGAAUGAGUAAAAAAAUAAAAUUUUAUGUACUACGAGCAAUUUACAAUUUCGUCGAAAUAUAAUGUAUUUUUCGCAAAGAGAUGAAGAAACAGAGAGAGAAAGAGAGAGAAAAAGAGAACUUUUUUGUGUCGAUCAUAAAAAAAAAAAAUAAUAAUAUAAACAAUGUAUUUUUUAAAUAAUAGAAAUGCUAGUUCCACCGAGAGAAAGAGAGAGAGAGAAAGAAAGAAAGAAAAAAGGAGAAAAAAGAAAAGAAAUAACAUCUCUUUUUAAACAUUUCACUUUUAUAUACGCCGACCAUAUUACAUAAAAAAAAUACUCGUUAAAAAAAAUUAAUAAACAAUCACAAAGUGGUACAGUAUGUUUUUCUACUGUUAACGACGACGCUACAGAGAAUUGUUGUACAUAAAUAAAGAUUUUUUUUUUUCUUUUUCUUUUCUUUUUUUCUGCAGAAAUUACAAUCUAUAGUGUUAUAUGUGUAUAAUAAUUCAACGAAAUCGGCUAUAUGCUUAUAUUUUAAUCGAAUCCCGAAGAACUAUGAUCUCAAAGCAUGAUAAUAUAUUGGCGGUUUAUAGAAAAUCAUUGUAAUAAUAAUAAUAAUAAUAAUAAUAAUAAUAAUAAUAAUAAUAGUAAUAAUAAUAAUUAUUAUUAUUAUUGUCCUGCUAAUAUUUGGAAUUGAGGAUUUCGAUAACGCUCCAAUUAAAUUAUAUAUAUGUUUAAUAUAAAAGCUAAAAAUAUAAAAAAAUGUCGAAUUAUAAACAAAAGAAAAAAAGAAAAAAACGUGAAAAAGUACAUAUAAAGAUGAGAAUUUUGUUAAUAUGUACAGACUUGAAAUUUUUAUUGCUUUUAAACAUGCUCUAAUUCUAAAUUUAAAUUUAUGUAUAUUAAUAUUGUUAUUAUUACUAUUAUGAUUAUUAUUAUUAAUUUUAAGUUUGUCGAGCACUUAAGCUUGUAGAUGUAAUUUAAUGAUUCUAUGAUAAUGAUCUAAAAAGAUUUUUUUAUAUAUAUAUAUGUGUAUAUAUAUAUAUAUAAAAUAUACAUAUAGGUAGUUUCAUAUUUUUCUUCUUCUUUUUCUUAUUACUAUUAUCACUAUUAUGAUUAUGUUAUAUUAUAAAUGAUAUGAAUGAUUAGAAAUGAUUAGAAAAGAAAACAAAUGAAAACUGCAUGUGAAGAAUGUGUUGGAUAAUACUAAAUGACAAAAUAAUUCAUUCAUUCGUUUCUAUAACUAGCAUUGUUUUAACUUGAAAUUAUUUAUUAAUAUUAUUAUGAUUAUAAUUUUUAUUACUUGCGAUAAAUUUCAUUUGAUUCGCUAUAUUUUUUGAGUAUUUUUUAUAUAAGAGAGAAUUUCUCAAUUGAAGAUACACUUUCAAAUGAAUAUUUUUCUCUGAAUUGUAUAUUGUAUAUAUAUAGAUCAUACAAACUGAAAAAUAAGCUCGUCAAACAUUAAACAAAAUCUGUAUUUAUAUAUUGAAGAGGCUAAACAAUAUCUUCGUUCUUACAAAAUUACUCUAUUAUUUUUAUCGAAUGUUUCUUUCUUUUUUAGCUAGCAAAAGCUCGAAUUACAUUUAAAUUUUGCAUAAAACAGCUUCUCUUUAUCUUCUGUAAAAAUAGAAAAAAUAAUAACAAAUACAAAAUAACUUGAUGACUCGAAUAGAAAAUAAUAUAUAAUGAUUAAAAUUUGAUACUACUCGAAUAAAGUUUCUUAAAUAAUUAUAGAAUACACAUAUUGUAUAUAAAUUUUCCAAUGAAAUAUUUAAAAGAAACGAGUCAUACGUGUGUAUAUAUAUAUAUAUAUAUAUAUAUAUAUAUAAAAUUAAUAGUUUAGAAACUAUAUACCUUUUGCAUGACCAUAGCGAUGAUCAUUGUCAUUUAUCAUCUCGCACUGUACAGAUCAUCUAAAAAUCUUGUAUUUUGAUAUCGACAAAGUAUCCAAAAAGAAUAUCGUAUUGGUUUUAUAAAGCUUGCCAUUUAACAACAACAACAAUAACAAACGUAUGAUUAAAAAAUAUUUCCAAUUGUCUAGAAGAUGAAGAAAGAAAAAAAAAUGAAGACAAACAAAGAAAAACUUUUUUACUAAAUGAUCUUACAAGAUCUAGAGAGCUUUGAAUUCCAUUGUACGUAUAAAAGGAUUACAUAGUUGUAAAAAUAAAAAGGAAAAAAGAAAAAGAAUGAAGGAAUAAAAGUAAGGAGAAUGAAAGAAAAAAUAAAGACAUACAAACAAACAAACAAAAAAGAAGAAAAUAUUUUCGCUAAACCAUGUACAAAAGUUUAAGUUUUACACCAACUUAACUAACAAUGUGAAAACCGACUUGCAUAUAAAAAAUUUAUUUUUUCUCAACGAGCAAAAAGAUAUAAAACGUAAAACGAUAUUUUCUAAUUCAUCUGUGUGUAAUACAAACGAACAAACAAAAAAGAAAAAUAAAUAAAAAAAGAAAAGAAAAGAAGAAAAACAAAGCCGUAUAUAAAGCAGAUAUGUAAAAAAUAAUAAUAAAAAAAAAAAAAGAAAAAAAAAGAAAAAAAACUUAAAAUUGUAUGAAAAAACUGCGUUUUGAAGUGUGUGAGAGAACAAUUCACUGCCAAAUUGUGAUAACGAAAAAGAUAUUCCCACCUAAGAGCAGGAGCGUUUUCUUAACUUCUGAUUAGCAUUGAAAAAUCACAAUGAUGUGUUUCCUCCUAAUCUCUAUAUACAUAGUUACCGUGAAUUCUGUGCACCCAAACAGUAGUAGUCAAACUAUAAACCUAAACUUAAGAAUAGAAAGAGAGAGAGAGAGAGAGAAGGAGAAUAAUAAUAAUAAUAAACAUAAAUAAAUUAAUUAAUUAAAAAAAAAAAGAUAUAAGUACAUACAAUACACAGU